This is a messenger RNA of Paramecium octaurelia, 1259 nucleotides long. Lineage: Eukaryota; Ciliophora; Oligohymenophorea; Peniculida; Parameciidae. The record is from the annotation of a GenBank genome assembly.
UGAUAUUGGAAAUUAUAAAAUAAAAUGUAAAAUUAAGAUUAAGAAUAUUUACUCAACAAUGUGAACCCAAUCUUAGAAUAACUGGCACUCUAUUUAGUUAAAGAAAAGCCUGACAAUGUGGUAAAUUCUAUUUAUUAUCAUUUAAUUAGACCCAAGCAUCAAUUGAAUGGUUAAGCGUAACAGGAGGUAUUGUUAUUAUGCAUCAAUUCACUAGCUCAAAUUGAAAAUGGAUUACAUCAUAACCAACACUUUCAUAAUGACACUAUUGAAUCAUCUGAUGAUACAGAAUCUGAUGAGGAUGACUACGAACUAUAUGCCAAUAAUCCCAUUCGACCAGAUAGAGCAAGUGUUAGUGCUGAAGUCUAUGGAAUUUAUAACAAAAAAACUAAUUUCAAACCUAAAAUAGUUGCAAAAUCUCACUUACAAAUUCAGAGAAUCAAAGAGAAAUUGGCAUAAUCAUUUAUGUUCUCGGAAUUAGAUGAACAUGAUCUGAGAAUAGUCAUUAAUGCUAUGGAAGUCAUCCAAUGUAAGAAGGGAGAUGUAAUAAUCAGAUAAGGAGAUGACGGUGACAAUCUAUACAUAGUUGAUGAAGGAACACUAGAUUGCUCACGAACUAAAGCAGGCCAAGAUUCAGUUCAUCUGAAAACAUACAAGCCAGGGGAAUCCUUUGGUGAAUUGGCACUCUUAUACAACUCACCCAGAGCAGCCACCAUAGUUGCAGAGGAAAACUGCGUUCUAUUCUCUCUAGAUAGAGGAACAUUCAAUCACAUAGUCAAAGAUGCUGCCAUCAGAAAGCGAGAAAGAUAUGAAUACUUUUUAGCUCAUGUUGAAUUGCUUUAAGAGUUAGACCCUUAUAGCCGAUCUCAAAUUGCUGAUGCACUAAAGAGCAGAAACUUCAACAUAGGGGACUACAUUGUUAAAGAAGGAGAUGAAGGAGAUAUAUUUUACUUCCUUGAAAAAGGAGAAGCUGUAGCCACAAAAGUUUUGAAUCAAAGUAUUCUACUCCCAAAUAUCCUUUAGGUUAGCCUGCUUAAGUAGUUUACUUUUAUAAGGAAGGUGACUAUUUUGGAGAAAUUGCCCUACUGAGAUAAGCUCCAAGAGCUGCCUCUGUCAUUGCCGAAGUAAUCUGCAUUUUCAUUAAAUUAUAGACUCCGUGCACUGUUGUUUAUUUGGAUAGGGAGACAUUCAAAAGAUUAUUAGGACCACUUGAAGAUAUACUCACUCGUAAUUUUAAGAAGUACGAAAAAUACAUGAAUUGA